This is a messenger RNA of Microthlaspi erraticum, 471 nucleotides long. The record is from the annotation of a GenBank genome assembly. NCBI's taxonomy places the organism in Eukaryota, Viridiplantae, Streptophyta, Magnoliopsida, Brassicales, Brassicaceae.
AUGAAGCGGCUCAAACAAUCGAGUUUUGCCUUGUUGCUCAUGACGAGCCACAAACUGACGAUGAAGCAUGCAGACAGCAAAGAAUGGAGAAAGGACAUGAGUGAAGAAAUAGAGAUGAUUGAGAAGAACAAGACUUGGAAACUUGUAGGCAUGCCAGAGAAGAAAAACAACGUGAUAAUCAGAGAAGUAGAAGAGAAGAGUCGCCAUGAAAUAAUGAAAUCACCUAAACCUCCGAGUCUCCCUGAGAAAUCUCUUAAACCCAGUUUCUUCUACGGCCACUGUAAACCGUCGCGUAGCCGUCCCGUCGUCGUCUACGGUGGUCUCUUCUCCAACCGCCAAUCUCUGAGUCCAAUUAUGGUUGGAUAUGUGGUGAUGAAGAGGCUGAGUGAUUUCUUGAGUUUGCUAGAACGAAUUGGCAAGGUAGGUUACGAUUACCUUACUGAGAUUUUCAGAUUCUUGUGUGCUGGCUGA